This is a messenger RNA of Gaeumannomyces tritici R3-111a-1, 1503 nucleotides long. RefSeq lists its product as hypothetical. Bases 1 to 1503 code for a protein of 500 amino acids. The transcript has a single exon. Lineage: Eukaryota; Fungi; Ascomycota; Sordariomycetes; Magnaporthales; Magnaporthaceae. The record is from RefSeq and is a predicted model, not a curated record.
AUGGCCUCAGCGCUUUGGUAUCUUGGGUUUUCGGUGAUGCUGAGUGUGGGCUUCGCGUCCGCCCGGAUCGUGACGGCGGUGCACCCCCGACCGCCACAGCAAUGGCUCGGGCUCAAGGGCGAAAGCGACUACCUGGCUAAGCUCGGCUCGCGACGGACAGGCUCGGAAGCCCAUAACCAGCUCAUCCAGCACAUCCAAGGACGGCUCGAGUCACUGGGGCUGCACGUCCACACCGACACCUGGCACUUCUCGUACGACAACCUUGGCUCGCUCAACCCGGGCCGGCUGACCAUCGGCUGUCGACCCAUCACGGUCUCGUCCACCGUACCGUACUCGGGACACACGCCCGACGGCGGCGUCGAGGGCCCCUUGAUCAGCCUCGCCGGCACCGGCCACCCGCCCAGGUGGGCAGACGCGGCGGGCGGCAUCGCCGUGGUGGAGAUUGCGAACCCGCCCUUUGCAAACACCAGCACGGCGCUGCCGCUCUGGCCCGGCUCGCCGCCGUGGCCGGACCAGUACACGGGCGUCCCCAGUACGCCUGCGAACGCGCUGGUGACGAACCUCACGGCGGCCCGCGACGCCGGCGUCCAGGCCAUCGUGUACGUCUGGGCCAACAUCAGCGACGGCCUCGCCGCGGGCCUGUACGCGCCCUUCCACAACCCCUUUUUCGGCAUCCCGGCCGUCUACACCUCGGGCGAGGCGGCGCAGGCCGUGCGUGCGGCCGCGGCUGCAAACAGAACGGCAAGGGUGACGCUGCCGGGGUGGUUGGAGCACGGCACGCCCACGCGCAACAUCUGGGUUGUCGUGCCCGGCACCGAGCUCCGCAACGAGUCCGUCGUCAUCAACACGCACACGGACGGGACCAACGCGGUCGAGGAGAACGGCCACAUCGCCAUGCUUUCCUAUGCCCGCUCGCUGGCGCGCGCCCCGCCGCGCCGCACGACCGUCCUGGCCUUCAUCACGGCGCACAUCCACUCGGCGCCCUUCUCGGCCAGCAAGCGCUCCACGACCCGUUGGUUGGCCGACCACCCGGAGCUGUGGAACUCGACGGCCGGCAGUAGCUUGCGCGCCGUCUUGGGCACCUGCGUCGAGCACCUGGGCGCGCGCAGCUACCGCGAGGACCUACGCCGCAACGCGUACGAGCCCACGGGCGAGCCCGAGGACGAGCUGCUGUACGCGGCGACGCCCGAGCUGGCCGCCAUCGUCCGUAGGGAGUGGAGCGGCGCGACAGGGGAGGGGGCAGGGGUGCGCGUCAUGAACCCGACGGCGCCGGGCCACACGCAGUUCGGCGAGGGCCUGCCGCUGCUGCAGGCGGGGAUCCCCGAGGUGUCGCUCAUCACGGCGCCGUCGUGGCUGCUCAAGGAGUUCCCGGUUGGGUUCGACGAGAGGGGCCUGGUCGACCUGGACGUGCUCGAGCGGCAGAUCGCGAGCUUUGAGCGCAUCUGGCGGUGGGCGGACGGCGUGGAUGCUGCGGCGUUUGGGGUGGUUCCGCCAAGGGGCUGA